Messenger RNA from Dromaius novaehollandiae (emu), 2994 nucleotides. RefSeq lists its product as uncharacterized. Gene Ontology annotation, cellular component: mitochondrion. NCBI's taxonomy places the organism in Eukaryota, Metazoa, Chordata, Aves, Casuariiformes, Dromaiidae. The transcript is spliced from 7 exons. The coding region runs from base 1 to 2994 and encodes 997 amino acids. The record is from RefSeq and is a predicted model, not a curated record.
AUGGUGAGCCUGGCCAACAGAGCCCCCGGGGUCCCCACUCUGAGGAGAGCAGCUCGAUCAGCUGCCAGAGUGUCAGGUCCCCAGGAGAGCAUCCUGGAGAUGGACAAGGAGCGGCAGGCAAGCGCCUGCUCCCAGCCCGCGGAUGGCCUCCCAGGAGCGCGGGAGCGCAGGAGCGAGAGGGACAGGGUGGAAGAAAGGAACAGGGAAAUUGAGAGCAUCAUGAGAGCGUUUUUGAGGCAGCUUAUAGGGAUCUUAUACCCACUUGCCUGCGAGUAUGCAGAGGUCUCGAGAGCAAGUGCACAAGCUUCGGCACACUGGAGUCCCCACUCUGAGGAGAGCGACUCGAUCAGCUGCCACAGUGUCAGGUCCCCAGGAGAGCAUCCUGGAGAUGGACAAGGAGCGGCAGGCAAGCGCCUGCUCCCAGCCCGCGAACGGCCUCCCAGGCUCCCAGGCAUGCAGGAGCGCAGGAGCGAGGUGGGCCAGCAGGAGCUGCACGCAGCAAUGCAGCACAGCCGGACCCCGGCUCCGUCCCACCAAAGGGACAGGCUGCCUUCGCUGCCCGGCCCACAGAGCUCACGAGCCUCGGAACACGGCAUCACAAAGAUGGUGGAGGACACUAGCAGGGAUGUCACAGUGCAAGCUCUGCAUGCCUCCACCGGCCUUCUCAAGAAGGCUCCUUUGAGGCACGGGGAGACACUGCCUGGCAGGACUCAUGCGGGAGCAGAGACACCACAUCUGCCCGGCUUAGCACCGCUCCCAGCCAAGGCAGCUAGGCAGGCACAGGGAGGCCCGGAGGCCUCUGCAUGUAAAAGAGCAGGAGCUACAAGUCAAACCAAGCUGCCUGCUCUGGAAACAUCCGGCAGAUCUUCUCCCCAAGGCUGGGCCAAUGCCAUGGAUGCGGAAGCUGUGAGCAGGAGAGUCCUGGAGAGAAUGACCAAGGCAUUAGAGAGGCUGGCUACAAAUUCCAGUGAAGCUGCUGCCAAGGAACACUUCCCGCUUGUUAGUGGGGCUGGGAUGGCUCUGGGCUCAGGGAAGAGCCUGGAAGAGGAGGAACUAAAGCCAUCCCAGCUUUCCUUGCCUCCCCUUCAAAAACCCAAGCGGGAAAUUUGUGCUCUUCCCCAGGCAAUUCAAGAGCACGUCCGCUCCUUGCCUGAGUCCCGGCCUGGGUCUUCCCCAUUAGUGCUGGGAAAAGCAAGGAUGUUGCAGGACGACGGCAGCAGAACACCUCUUGCCCUGAAAAGCCAACAGCUCUCAGGAAGCUCCUCCUUUGGUGCAGGAGCACAGACCGUUCCUGAAAGGGAGCUGCGAGGCACACCAGCGUGCAAGGAGCGGCACGAGGCCUGGCCAAGCUGCCUGACAGUGCCAAGGCUGCCACAGUCCCCGUCAGCGGUGGGUUUUGCCAGCACUGGCCAAGAAAUGCACCAGGAGCUAGUCAGCAAGCUGCCCCCGGCUCCCAGAGAUGCCUGUGCCCAGGAGGUCAAGGCACAAUGCUUGGACGCAGUGGUGCAGAGGCAGGACUUGGUGCUAAGCAAGUCCUCAGCAUCCCAAGGGGCAGACCUGCAGCCUCCCCACCUGCAAGUGCCCCCAGCUGAGAUGCCCCCGGAAGAAACAGCCUCUUCUCCCCUGCAGUGUGCGAUGGCAGCCAAAGCUGUUUCAGACACGGCUGGACUCACCAGCCCUCCCUUCGCAGAGGUACCACCCAGCUCUGCAGAAGACAUCGCUGCCAGGUGCCACAGUGAAAUGGCCCCACCUGAGUCCCCAUCGCCUUCCCUGCCGGAGCCUGCUGGCCUUGUUGAGAGCAUCAUUGCAGAAGCUGGCAGGCAAUUGAGGGCUGAGAGCCAGGGGCCUGCCCCACAUGGCCCCGCACCGCCUGCCGUGGCUCUGGAGGACGCGGGCCUGGGCCUCGAGGCACACACCAUCGAUGCAGCAACACCGGCAAGGCCAGACCAGCACCAGAGCACAGAGCGUGGCAAAAGCACAGCCCCCGCAGCUCAGCAAAGGCCUGAUCCCCACGCUCAUGGGGGCAAAAGGCAGGUCAGCGGGGCUGGUGCACCAGCUUCCCCAGGCAAGGGUGCGGGGACGGGGACACCACAACCAGCGCCGGCAGGGCAGCGCCCAAAACAGCAGCCUUUGGGCAUCAUCUGCCGCGUUGGAGGAAAGCCGCUGCGCAUUCACCCGGACAACACCUCGCAGUACCUGGCAGUGCUGUCGAUCAAAACAGAGACGCUGGAGGAGCUCAACAGCAGCUGCCUGGCCCGCACCGGGCAGAGCUUGGCCCAGCUGCGGGAAGCCUGUUUGCAGAGGAGGGAGCAGAGCCUGAAGGAGAGCGAGGGCGAGCAAGAGCAGGGCGAGGGGAAACAUUUCUCCCUGACAGCCUCAGGAUCCCUCAACGUCAAACCCAAGGAGCUCCUCGCCAGAAACUCCUUCUACAACUUGUGGAAACCGGAGGUGACGCGAGUGGAGCUCCUCAAGGACGCAAGGUGCAAGUGGGAGGUGCUGGAGCGGCUGUAUGCCCAUGCCCCCAGGAGGGAGCGGGAGGUGGGAAGAGGCAAGAGAGUCCCGGGAGCGCUGCAGGAGGAGCAAGCGGACUGGCCCAGUGAGGAAGAGCACACUGAUGAAGAGCUUCUGCAAGGGGAGGAGCUAGAGGGAAAGCCCUCCCUGUGCAUGACCUGGGUCAGACCUAGCCUCAGGAGCCUCUUCACAGACACAGAGACGUGCCCCCAGAAGGUGCCCUGCUCUCCCAACGGCAAGGCCAGAGACGCUACCGGGGAGGCAACGGGCGACCUGCAGAGCACGCCUCUCGCCCCAGCAGUGCCCAGAGGAGCCGAGGCAGCGGCACCUGCUUUGGCCGAUGGCUUUCAGGACGCGGGGGACAGCGCGUCUCUCGCCCCAUCAGCAUUUCUGAGCGCAGGAACGAAGCCGGAGGAGGCCUCCCCCGCAGCCAGCAUCCCUCCGGAUGGGCUCAUUGUGCUGCCCUUUGGCAUGGUGUGCUAG